GUGCAAGGUGGUGCAUUUUUUAAAUCUGUAUCGUUAUUUGCAAUAAUGAUGCAUUAACAAGCUGAAGUGGUGUUCAACGUUUGAUUAUAUGUAUAUAUAUUUAUGUAUACACGAAUAAAAGGAAAAACAACGCAAUGAGGUUCGGACUUCAUCUAAUACUUUUGAACAUCUGCGUUCAUCUCAUUACAUCAUCACCAGGUGCGUUUAACGUGACGGAGGUAGCCAUUAUGGCGUUCGUGCAAGCAACAUUAUGCGAUAAUUACAAAACAUGCGGAACAGAGAUCAGCGAAACAAACAGUGAGGCUGUUAAUACAUUUGUUAACGGCUUGCAGUUCCAUUUGCCGAAAAGUCCACCAUUGCUUUGUUGCAGAGAAUGUUCUUGUGAUGUCACUUCUUGUGCCAAGAAGGGAGCGUGUUGCCCGAAUAUUUUAGACCAAGUAAAUUUGGAAGAUGCAAACUAUUUUUCAUGUGAAAUGGCCCAGAUGCGAAAAGGAGGCAGAUUUUUCCAAGCCAAGAACCACUUUUACAUGCGUUCAAAGUGCCAUCCGGACUAUGCGAAAACCGGAUCGAGCUCAGAAGUAAUUUCUUUGUGCGAAAUCAGGACCGACAACAAGUUGGAGAUACACGUCCCAUUACUUGACACUAUAGCAAAUGUUACAUACGCAAACAAAUAUUGUGCGCAAUGUAAUUUCGUGACUGACACAGAUGGUGCCUUCCCAGCCAAAAGUAAUAAUUUAGUGUAUUGGGAUUCUGGUUUACAGUGCACAGACGCCAACGAAGCGUACUCUAUUUUGGCAGCGUCUAACCAGGGCUUUAUAAAAGCCAUCUUGCAGACAAAGACAUGCAAUGUUCUAUUCAAACCGAAACCAGUCUACGUUGUGCACACAUCUGAAUGCUCUGGUUUCGAAAUCGACAAAUGUAAUGCCACUGGUAACAUUGAUACAUAUGACCCUUGGUUAGAAAAGGCAUGCGGAGCUUACACGUCUACUUUUAACACAAAAUUUAAAAAUGUGUUCUGUUUCCUGUGCAACACGGUUUACACCUUCCGUAUAGAUUCAUACUUUUGCCUUACCCCAUUUGGAAACGGACCUAACAUGUUUCCCGAGUUUUCCUCGUUGUUAGCGUUCACACCAGAUGAAAGGAAACCGCCCACUUCCCAGCCGACCGGCUGCUCGUCUGAACAGGUUUUCGACGAACACGAGUCAAAGCCACGACCACCAGUACUGUUCUCACUGCGAGAUUCAAAUGCCAACUCGUAG
Molecule: messenger RNA, 1259 nt
Organism: Dreissena polymorpha
Lineage: Eukaryota; Metazoa; Mollusca; Bivalvia; Myida; Dreissenidae
Exons: 3
Coding region: 135-1259 (374 amino acids)
Source: RefSeq, a predicted model, not a curated record